This is a messenger RNA of Hypanus sabinus (Atlantic stingray), 1218 nucleotides long. RefSeq names its product potassium channel, subfamily K, member 18 (gene kcnk18). The record is from RefSeq and is a predicted model, not a curated record. Gene Ontology annotation, biological process: potassium ion transmembrane transport; stabilization of membrane potential. Bases 1 to 1218 code for a protein of 405 amino acids. The transcript has 3 exons. Gene Ontology annotation, molecular function: potassium ion leak channel activity. Gene Ontology annotation, cellular component: membrane. NCBI's taxonomy places the organism in Eukaryota, Metazoa, Chordata, Chondrichthyes, Myliobatiformes, Dasyatidae.
AUGUCUACUCGGCAGCAGAACACCGCGAAGAAAAGCAGCCGGCCGUGUCCCAGGGUGUGGUAUAUCGUUUUCCCUCAUUUGUUCCUGGUCUUCCUCCUGCUGAUAUACGCGGUCUUUGGCGCGAUCCUAUUUGCACAGCUGGAAGGCACCAACGAUUCGACGGAUAGCUACGACACUUUUCUGAACAGGCUGUGGGAAAUUGCCAACGAAACUCUUGCCAACGAAACUCAUACCAACGAGACUGCGAAAUACCACUUUAAGAAUCGAGUUAGAGAGCAAAUGAAGUAUUUUGAGGUUCAGUGGUCCGACCUUAAGGAAAACGAAACGCAAUGGAACUUUCUUGGGUCUCUGUUUUUCUGCUGCACCGUGUUCACGACCGUGGGAUAUGGUCAUAUCUUUCCUUUAACAAUCGGAGGGAAAAUUGCCUGCAUGUUCUAUGCCACGUUUGGCAUCCCCAUCAUGCUCUUGGUUGUCACAGAUGUUGGAGACAUACUGGCAGCUUUGCUUUCCAAAGCCUACAACAAGGUAAGAAGGCAGAUACCCAAGAACGUUUCUCCACCGCCCUCAGAAACACCAUCACGGUGGUCUUCGUUCAAGCAGAGCUUCACCAAAUCGGAAACUAAACCUGAAGCAAGAUCAAUCACCUUUAAAAGUGGCUCACAAGUCAUCAUAACACCGAUGAGCCUUAAAAAUGUACUGAACACUCAGUCUUCUGUGAAAAGAAAAUCCGAAAUGCUGAGAAAUGCUGAAAUAUUUGAAAAAUUAAUUGUUCAAGAACAUAUGGAUCAGAAUCCUUUGCUGACUAGAAGAAGAGAUCGAAGUAAGUCAUGCCCUGAGCUGGACGUGAAUCCCAUGGUAGAUGAAAGUUUUUUUCCACGCUUGGGCCAGGAACUUGAAAAAUUUGAUGUACCAAUUGUUAUCAUCAUAGGUGUUGUUUUUGCAUAUCUCCUUUUUGGUGCAGGUAUUCUUAGAAUAUGGGAGAACUGGGACUACCUAAAUUCUUUUUAUUUCUAUUUUAUUACCAUAACUACCAUUGGCUUCGGAGACUUUUUCCCUGAACACCCUAAUUUUUUAAUGAUUGUGUCUCUUUUGAUUAUUACUGGUAUGGCAAUCAUGUCUAUGGCUUUUAAAUUAACACAGAACAGGAUAGCUUUUUGUUACAGACAGGUGACCAUGUGGAUUCAUGGUGGCAAGCUGAAUAAAUUUCGAGUAACUUGA